CUCUCCACCUCUGGCCAGUCCUCUUCCCAGAGGCCCUAGCAGCAGAGUCCCACCACUUCCUGGAGUUCCCAGUAGCAGCAGCAGGGUUUUACCGUCGGGUCGUACCCAGAGUAGACUGAGCCAGCACUCCAGCCACAAGAUGGCGUCCUCCUCCCAGAAGAGUAAACACACCCCUGCCAUCAUCAAGGGCCAUCGCCACUUAAGCUACGGAGGAUCCGUUCCACCGGAGAACAUCACCAUUCAACAGUUUUAUGACCUUACACCUACCAAGAAAAGUAACGUCCGCCUCAACGACCAGCUUAUACCAAAACCAACAGACAUCAACAUCGGAGAGAUAAUGAUAAAGGUUCCAAUUCCAAAAGAACAUCCGUAUCAGGCCCACAUCUCCCGCUUCGCCCUGUUCCCAACGUUCCGCUCACCAGACGACCCCGACACAGGCGUGAGAGCUGCGUCCCUACGACCCCUGAACCCCCUCGUCCCGUCCUCUGCUCCAGAGGUCACCGUGCUGAGAAAGACAAAAGGAGGUCCUUAUCGUCAUGAGGUACUGGAGGCACCCAUGACAACCAGGAAGAAAACCAUCUCAUGGCCAGGACAGCAUGGCUUCCUGGAUCACCCCAAGCCAGUUAAUGGCGAGGCCCAGACCCAGGUAUUCUACCCUAAGUCCCAGAAGACAGUGUUUCCCAACCCCACAUUGCGUGACUGGGACGUCACGCUGUCUGAACGAACAGCCAACAUGCUCCGCAACGUGGAGAAGUCCCACUGGGUCACCUCAUACCAGCUUCACUACACAGGCUCUGGGCCUACUAAUCCCUGGAGGUUGGAUGACUACCAUGAGAACACCGUUGACAUGAUCACUGGGAAGAUAACUCCCUACACAACACAGCUGAGGGAGCGAUCCCACCCCGUCCUGCUGCCCCCUAAACCACGAGACGGGCGCAAGGCCAGAAUACGCCAGGGCCGUCAUAAGGUGGAGAGCACCUACCGCCCUCCUGUCACUGCCCCAGCAGCAGAGUCCCACAGCACAGACCAGACUUCCUCACAUAAUCACCCUGCUGGGCCUCUGGGAACUAUGUCUGGUCACCAAAGUCAUCAGGAGAUAAAGGGGAACCCUUCUAUUCAGGACGGCCAUCCCAACAACAGCCACGGCCACUCAGAGCUCAGUCUAGCCAGGCCUGGGGCUGGAGCUGUGUCUGUGCCGGAGCCUGCUCAGAUGUCUGGCUAUGUGUUCCCUGGUCACCACCUUCAAGAUCAAGGCUCCAGGUGUGAGAGGUGUGGGGAGGAGAGGUGUGAGUGCCAGGUCAAGGAGGUCAGAGAAGGGCUCUAUCACCCAGGGCCAGGGGCAUCAGACCUCCAGCAGAGCAGCCAGGCUCCUAGAGCCUCCCUGGAGAAGGUCACAGACACAGAGAGCUCUCUGGCCUUGUACAGCUGCCAGCUGCCCCAUUCUCCCCUGAAUGAGACCACAGAGGUCACCAAAGAGAAUAACACCCAGAGAGAGGUAUGGUACGAGGACGUUCCUAGCAGCAAGAAGCAGAGCUACACAGCAUCAGGGGGUAGGGUGUUCAGCCUGAGCCAGCCAGCUCCAGCAUUGGCUACUAACAACACAGGGGCGGCAUAUGAAUCUGAGACAGAGCUGUCUGCUGCUGAUCUGGUCUCUCCCAACAUCCGUAACUGGUGUUCAGGUGGGAAUGUAGUUCUGGGUUCUGAGAUGACUGUCAAUCAGACCCUUGAAGAACAGGAUUGGGAGUGGCAGAACAGAGAGAUCCCCGUCCCACGCAGUAUCUCCAACCCCUGUAUCCAACCCCGUCCACAUGCCCUGCCUUCCACCCACCCAGGGGAGAGGGGCCGGUGCCAGCUGGCCCUGUUGGAGCUCCAGGACUCCUUCAGUAAGUCAGAGGUCCACCGUCUCUUCCACAGCUCCCUCCAGGGGGGCGCGGUCCACCUGCAAGACAAUGUACACACCGGGAGAAAGCACCGCUUCUACGGCUUCAACUCCUUCUAUUUCCACAACUGAGCACUGUAUUGUAGACCUACCACUAUGCCCACAGUCUGUAGGGAGUGGAAGACAUCAGAGGGCUUAGUGAGUUGAAUGGGUCUACGGUCUACAACGUUCUCUCUUCAUGAUGGGAAAUCCAACCAUAUACUGUCGCUUACUCAAAGCUACUGACAUGUUUUGCUUAUGAUGUCUGUCUUAUCAUGUCUGUCUUAUCAUGUCUGUCUUAUCAUGUCUGUCUUAUCUUGUCUGCCUUAUCAUGUCUAUCUUAUCAUGUCUGUCUUAUCAUGUCUAUCUUAUC
Molecule: messenger RNA, 2291 nt
Organism: Oncorhynchus gorbuscha (pink salmon)
Lineage: Eukaryota; Metazoa; Chordata; Actinopteri; Salmoniformes; Salmonidae
Exons: 9
Coding region: 140-2011 (623 amino acids)
Cellular component (GO): centrosome
Source: RefSeq, a predicted model, not a curated record